Messenger RNA from Drosophila navojoa, 459 nucleotides. RefSeq lists its product as uncharacterized. The record is from RefSeq and is a predicted model, not a curated record. NCBI's taxonomy places the organism in Eukaryota, Metazoa, Arthropoda, Insecta, Diptera, Drosophilidae.
UCAAACCAAAUCUAAAGUUCAUCAUGAGGGCUAUUACAUUAGCAGUUUUUGCUAUCUUGUUGGUUGCCGUAAUGGCACGACGUGGCGAAGGCCAGGGCCCUCCUGGCCUUGGCGGACUGGGUGGCCAUGGCCUUGGAGGACUGGGUGGCCAUGGUCCUGGCGGACAUGGACGUCCACAUGGUCCUCCCGGUGGCAAGCCACCAUCAGGUGGAUCUGAAGGCGACGAGAACGACAAUAAUGACAAUGAUCAAAAUGAUGAUGAUAAUAAUGACAAUGAUGAUAAUAAUGACGGCGAGAAUAACCAGGGCGACGAUGGCGAAGCGGAAGAUGAGAAUGAAGCGAAUAACGAAGAGAAUCAGGACGGCGAUCAGAACAACGAUCAGAAUGCCUAAAAUCUAAUUCUGCUUGAAACUUCAAGUCUCUGCUUGCUCAAAUUAUAAAAAGAAUCAUACAAUAAAU